Messenger RNA from Copidosoma floridanum, 1605 nucleotides. RefSeq names its product A disintegrin and metalloproteinase with thrombospondin motifs like. The record is from RefSeq and is a predicted model, not a curated record. Gene Ontology annotation, molecular function: metalloendopeptidase activity. Gene Ontology annotation, biological process: membrane protein ectodomain proteolysis. NCBI's taxonomy places the organism in Eukaryota, Metazoa, Arthropoda, Insecta, Hymenoptera, Encyrtidae.
GUUUCAUCGGAGUACAAGAGAAUAAAAUCUUAAGUUUUCAGACAGAAAAGUGACGAAAUGUUAAAGUUCUUUAUUUGUCUACUAGUGACCUCAAGUAACGGCAUUCAGCCUAGUGAUGUAGUAAUUUCCGAUGAACAGUUGGCAUCGAUUUUUGGAACAAAAAAAGCUCCUAAUUACGAAGUUGUCAGUACUGCAUAUUCCACCAAUGAUAAUGCGACAAAUGCAGACGUCCGAGUAUUACAAAUAACGAGUUUGAAUCGGGAUAUUAGACUGUACUUGGAACCCGUUAACGGAGUUUUGGCUGGAAAAGACACGCCUGUUUGGGCAGUACAAAGCCAUAGGGAUGCCCCAUUGGGUGUAAAAUACACUCAAAUCCCUAAUGCGAUAAACGAUGCUAUCCAGGUUUACCAGGACUCCCACCAGAAGGCAGCCAUAACGAGUAGAUGCGACGAGAACGGCAACGUUCAUUUUGAGGGAACCAUUGGCGAUAAUUUAGUUAUCCGUCAGUUGCCGAGUGAAUUACGAGUUAAAUUGUUGAGAGGCAGACGCAGCGCGUCCCUGCAUAACGAUUUUCCGCAAAACUUCCGCACGACGUAUCGCGACGAUCUCGAGUAUGAUCAUGUACUCAUCGAGAUACCGGAGAUGUCGGUCGACCGAACGCGAGAAAAAACUGGUCCGUAUGUUUCGAAAAGGGGACCGUCACGGCCGAAACGCGACAUGAAUGUGCCAGCAACGAUUUUUCCGCAGAUCUUGGUAGUCAUCGAUUAUGACAUCAGAUUGGCCUUGCCAAACUCCAAAGCAUUGAUGCAGUACAUUUUGUCAUUUUGGAACGCAGUUGAUUUACGAUAUCGAGUUUUUGAAAACCCAAACAUCCGCAUAAACAUCGCGGGUAUAGUCAUACCAGUGGAUGCCAACGCGACUCCUUAUCUGACGGAUCAUCGGUUCUCGGACCCCGAAGGACUCGCCAGCGUCGACGCGGACAAAGCCCUGAACCACUCGGGAAGAUACUUUUACGACGAGAUGACGAACACAAACGCAAAGAGAUUAGUUCUGGCGGAUAAUUACGAUGCAAUCAUGAUAAUGACCAAAUUGAACUUGUGUAACCGCGAGCCCGCGGGCAAUAACCCAUUUGACGACUGUGCCACCUUAGGCUAUUCCUUCCGCGGAGGCGCUUGCUCGGUAAACGCCGUCGAAUCACUGGUAGAGGCAGUAAGCCUUGUGGAAGAUCGCACCGGGUACACGGGAAUUGUUCCAGCUGCCCAUGAACUUGGACAUUUAUUCGGUGCUCCUCAUGAUGGAUAUAAAGAAGCAAACAAGUUACUUUGUCCUUCGUACGGAUACAUUAUGUCUCGCAGCUUGACGUUCAAUGAAAAUUUAUUUAUUUGGUCCCAUUGCAGUGCGGAGUAUUUGAAAGAGUUUAUUCACUCACCCAAAGCCGAGUGUCUGUUUAAUGAGCCUCACGCAGGCUCGAUAGCACCCCGUAUCCUGCCGGGGAGAAUCUUGUCGCUUCACGAGCAAUGCAAGAGGAUAGGAGCAUCGCACGCUUGUAACGUAAGAUUUUUUUUGGGAUGGCUCGAUUUUGUUUUAUGUAAAACACAAAUAUAG